UCGCGCCCGCCCUCUCGACUGCGGCGGCGGCGGCGGCGCCUGAGGGAGUCGCUGGUCCGCGCGCUGACACGGGCCCCGCGGACGCGCGGAGCCGACCUGCGGCAGGACCAGAGGAGCGAGAGCAGCAAGUACCGCACUUGGCAACCAUGUCGGUGGAAGUGGAGACCUCAGAGGGGGUAGACGAGUCAGAGAAAAAGAACUCUGGGACCUCAGAAAAGGAAAACCACACCAGAAUGGCUGACCUCUCCGAGCUCCUGAAGGAAGGGACCAAGGAAGCACAUGACCAGGCAGAAAACACCCAGUUUGUCAAGGACUUCUUGAAGGGUAACAUCAAGAAGGAGCUAUUCAAGCUGGCCACCACUGCGCUUUACUUCACAUAUUCGGCCCUCGAGGAGGAAAUGGACCGAAACAAGGACCACCCAGGCUUUGCCCCCUUGUACUUCCCCAUGGAGCUGCACCGGAAGGCGGCGCUGACCAAGGACAUGGAGUAUUUCUUUGGUGACGACUGGGAGGAGCGGGUGCAGUGCUCUGAGGCCACGCAAAAGUACGUGGAGCGGAUCCACUACAUAGGGCAGAAUGAGCCAGAGCUGCUGGUGGCCCAUGCGUACACGCGCUACAUGGGGGACCUCUCGGGGGGCCAGGUACUGAAGAAGGUGGCUCAGCGAGCACUGAAACUCCCCAGCACGGGGGAAGGGACCCAGUUCUACCUGUUUGAGAAUGUGGACAAUGCCCAGCAGUUCAAGCAGUUCUACCGAGCCAGGAUGAACGCCCUGGACCUCAACUUGAAGACCAAAGAGAGGAUCGUGGAAGAGGCCAACAAGGCCUUCCAGUACAAUAUACAGAUAUUCAAUGAACUGGACCAGGCUGGCUCUGCGCUUGCCAGAAAGACCCUGGAGGACGGGCUCCCCGUGCACGAUGGCAAAGGAGACGUGCGCAAGUGCCCCUACUACGCUGCUCAGCAGGACCAAGGUGCCCUGGAGGGCAGCAGCUGCCCGUUCCACACAGCCAUGGCCGUGUUGAGGAAGCCCAGCCUCCAGUUCCUUCUGGCUGCCGGCGUGGCCCUGGCUGCCGGACUCUUGGCCUGGUAUUACGUGUGAAGGACCGAUGACGCCGUGCUGGCACCCUCCUCCCAAGUGACCACCGUCUCCACCCAACUAAACUACCACCUCAGGUGACUUUUUUAAAAUGCGGGGUUUGAGACAAGCAACCAAUAAAAGAUGCUUGAGCUUCUGCCUGCCAGCGUCCUCUCACUGGGCACAGGCUGGCGCCCAGGGAGCAGCGAGUGCAGCGUGGCAGGGCAGGCCUGGGCUUCUAGACCAGGUUGUGCCCCAGGCUCGUGCCCUUCCUUCCUCCGUUCUGCAGAACUCGGGCGCCAUCUUCCCCUGCACGGGGGAGUGCCCAGUGAGCCCAGGCUGCAGCUGUGGGAGGGGCCUUUCCAGAUGCUGCUGCUCAACUUCUGGUCCUCUCUAUGGGGUGGGGUGGGCAGAAGCCAGGUGCUCCCCCAGAAGCCCCGGAGGUCUGCUCAGCCAUGGCUCGUCUCCUCUGACCUGUGUGAAUGCUACAGCUCUCAAUAAAGUGGAGUCCGCAA
Messenger RNA from Lemur catta (Ring-tailed lemur), 1588 nucleotides. RefSeq names its product heme oxygenase 2 (gene HMOX2). The record is from RefSeq and is a predicted model, not a curated record. The transcript is spliced from 6 exons. NCBI's taxonomy places the organism in Eukaryota, Metazoa, Chordata, Mammalia, Primates, Lemuridae. Gene Ontology annotation, biological process: response to oxidative stress; heme catabolic process; heme oxidation. The coding region runs from base 147 to 1097 and encodes 316 amino acids. Gene Ontology annotation, molecular function: heme oxygenase (decyclizing) activity; heme binding.